AUGGCACGGCGGCUCCGGGAUGAACUGGCCGCCUUCUUCUUUGAGUACGACACGCCCCGUAUGGUGCUGGUACGCAACAGGAAGGUGGGCAUCAUCUUCCGUGUGAUCCAGCUCGUGGUGCUGGUCUACAUCAUCGGGUGGGUGUUUGUCUUUGAGAAGGGCUACCAGACCUCGAGUGGCCUCAUCAGCAGCGUGUCUGUGAAGCUCAAGGGUCUGGCAGUGACGCAGCUCCCGGGCCUGGGCUCCCAGGUCUGGGACGUGGCUGACUAUGUCUUCCCAGCCCAGGGGGACAGUUCCUUCGUGGUCAUGACCAAUUUCAUCGCGACCCCCCAACAGGUCCAAGGUCACUGCGGAGAGAACCCGGAAGGGGGCACGUGCUCAAAUGACAGCAGCUGCACCCCGGGAAAGGCAGAAAGGAAGGCCCAAGGGAUCCGCACCGGCAAGUGUGUGGCCUUCAACGCCACCGUGCAGACGUGUGAGAUCUUCGGCUGGUGUCCAGUGGAGGUGGACGACCACAUCCCGCGCCCUGCCCUUCUCCAAGAGGCCGAGAACUUCACUCUCUUCAUCAAGAACAGCAUCAGUUUUCCACGCUUCAAGGUCAACAGGCGCAACCUGGUGGAGGAGGUGGAUGCCAACUACAUGAAGACCUGUCUUUACCAUAAGACCUUGCACCCGCUGUGCCCUGUCUUCAGGCUUGGCUACGUGGUACAAGAGUCAGGCCAAAAUUUCAGCACUUUGGCUGAGAAGGGCGGGGUGGUGGGCAUCACCAUUGACUGGAACUGUGAUCUGGACUGGCAUGUGCACCACUGCAAACCUAUCUAUGAGUUCCAUGGACUUCAUGAGGAGAAAAGUUUUUCUCGAGGCUUCAAUUUCAGGUUUGCCAGGCACUUCGUGGAGAAUGGGACCAACCACAGGCAUCUUUUCAAGGUGUUUGGGAUUCGUUUUGACAUUCUCGUGGAUGGCAAGGCUGGGAAGUUUGACAUCAUCCCCACAAUGACCACCAUUGGCUCUGGGAUUGGCAUCUUUGGGGUGGCCACAGUUCUCUGCGACCUGUUGCUGCUCCAUAUCCUGCCCAAGAGGCACUACUACAAGCAGAAGAAGUUCAAGUAUGCAGAGGACAUGGGGCCAGAGGCGGGUGAGCGUGACCCCGGGGCCACCAGCUCCACCCUGGGCCUGCAGGAGAACAUGAAGACAUGCUGACUGACCCUCAGCCCCCAACUCCUGAAGAUGCAGUGUGAGGCCUUGAAAGGGAGCCCUGCCGGGGACCCUGCCAGGACAGAGGGCUCUCCUCAGGAGUUCUCCUGUCCUCUCAGCCAGGCAGACGCCAAGCUGGCAGCAGCUCAGAGUGGACACUAGCACACACCUAUGCAAUCCGGAGCUCUGGCUCCA
This is a messenger RNA of Condylura cristata (star-nosed mole), 1389 nucleotides long. It is a transcript of the gene P2RX1, whose product is annotated as purinergic receptor P2X, ligand gated ion channel, 1. Gene Ontology annotation, biological process: monoatomic cation transmembrane transport; response to ATP. Gene Ontology annotation, molecular function: ATP binding; extracellularly ATP-gated monoatomic cation channel activity; purinergic nucleotide receptor activity. Gene Ontology annotation, cellular component: plasma membrane; nuclear inner membrane. The transcript is spliced from 12 exons. NCBI's taxonomy places the organism in Eukaryota, Metazoa, Chordata, Mammalia, Eulipotyphla, Talpidae. The record is from RefSeq and is a predicted model, not a curated record. Bases 1 to 1200 code for a protein of 399 amino acids.